UAUCAUAAUUUUUUAAUGCAUUAAAGAGGGAAAAUAUCACAUAGUUAAACAAUUUAAGAGAUGUUUCAUGACCACCAGAGUGAAAUCAAAUACUGCUGAACUUUCGUGACAUUUCUGUAAUGAUGAUGUGACCUCAGAACUCAACCACAUCAUAGGAGCUUUGAAGCUUCCAGCAGUGUGUGUGUGUGUGUGUGUGUGUGUGUGUGUGUGUGUGUGUGUGUGUGUGUGUGAGUGUAACAUCCCACUGAGACAUAAAAGCCUGCAAAAGCUGGACAACAACUCUUCUUCCCUGUAACUGCAUUUGAGCUCUACACAACAAACCAAGUGUACUCUUGAGGUAAAUCUAGAGUUAUACUCAUAACCUACCAGACUUAAUUAUUCAUUCAUUAGACAGCACAAGUAAUAUACUGUAUGUUAUGUUCAGGUUCAUUUAAACACGUUUUUCAGAGUGUCAGUUUAUCGGUGAUGGACGCAUACUGCAGUAACAAUGUUCUUCAGGCCAGGAGAGCCGUGGAGCAGCUCAGACUAGAGACAGAACUACAGAGAGUCAAGAUAUCCGCAGCAGCAGCACAGCUGGUCCAGUACUGUCAGGAUCACCGGAGAGCAGAUCCACUGCUGACCGGCAUCGCCGCGUCCUCAAACCCGUUCAGAGACAAGAAGACGUGCGUGCUGCUGUGAAUAGCCCUG
Carassius gibelio (silver crucian carp) is the source of this 687-nucleotide messenger RNA. It is a transcript of the gene gng14, whose product is annotated as G protein subunit gamma 14. The transcript has 2 exons. Gene Ontology annotation, molecular function: G-protein beta-subunit binding. The coding region runs from base 412 to 678 and encodes 88 amino acids. The record is from RefSeq and is a predicted model, not a curated record. Lineage: Eukaryota; Metazoa; Chordata; Actinopteri; Cypriniformes; Cyprinidae. Gene Ontology annotation, cellular component: heterotrimeric G-protein complex. Gene Ontology annotation, biological process: G protein-coupled receptor signaling pathway.